Messenger RNA from Perkinsus marinus ATCC 50983, 234 nucleotides. RefSeq lists its product as hypothetical. The annotation marks the transcript as partial. The record is from RefSeq and is a predicted model, not a curated record. NCBI's taxonomy places the organism in Eukaryota, Perkinsozoa, Perkinsida, Perkinsidae. Gene Ontology annotation, biological process: pyridoxine biosynthetic process; pyridoxal 5'-phosphate biosynthetic process; amino acid metabolic process. The transcript is spliced from 2 exons. Gene Ontology annotation, molecular function: amine-lyase activity.
AUGUCUUCUACCGAAGGGACCAUCAAAGUUAAGCAGGGUCUUGCCCAGAUGUUGAAGGGAGGUGUCAUUAUGGACGUUAUGACUGUUGAGCAAGCUAAAAUUGCCGAGGCUGCUGGUGCUGUUGCCGUUAUGGCACUCGAGCGUAUCCCUGCUGAUAUCCGUGCUGACGGUGGUGUUGCUAGGAUGUCGGAUCCCAAAAUGAUUAAGGAGAUCAUGGAUGCUGUGUCGAUCCCU